This is a messenger RNA of Bursaphelenchus xylophilus (pine wood nematode), 6734 nucleotides long. The record is from the annotation of a GenBank genome assembly. Lineage: Eukaryota; Metazoa; Nematoda; Chromadorea; Rhabditida; Aphelenchoididae.
AUGGCACUGAGACAUAUAAAUAUGUAAGGAUGGUGGAUGUCUGGGACAAAUGAUCGCAUAACCAGUCUCCAAACGGCAGAUGGUUUGGGUGAUUAAACCAGUCGGGGUUUGCGUGAUGAAACGAUUAUUAGUAGUAAAAGGGUAGUGUUAAAGUGGAGAAAAGGGGAUUUUUUGAUGUAGAAUUUCGGAGACAUGGGACGAAUGAGAGGACGGUAAGAUUGGAAGAAUAAAAUACGUGUUAUUCUUUCUUAGGGAAUUUCUAACUUCGAUUAAAACCCCUUUUUAAACGAGAUUGCGGUAAUGUAAGUAUGCUUAGUAGACAGUUUACAACCUUAACCUCUCUAAAACUAUCGAAAUUCCAAGGAUUGAAGGAUGUGAAGAGGCCUGCGAUCUUUUGCCUGAGGCUCUUUUUCCAACCCCCUCGAGCCGCGCACGCAAUUUUAGUGGGUGGGUGAGCUGAGGAGACCCUCCAGGGCCAAAGAAAAAAGACUUUGCGACAAAUGAUAAGGUGAAAUGAGUUCGCGAUCUCUAAGUCCUCUCGACUUUUCCAGCGCUGACCGAUCGUUGCUGGAUUCGUUGGUGGCCCAUCGAUCUGGCGAUCAUGUCGAGGUCUUCGGAGCAGAGAGAGAAGCUCAGGUCAGGAUCUUCGCCAAACAAUUGCUCACAGCUCUGCAGUAUAUGCACCAUAGAAACAUUGCUCAUCUCGAUUUGAGGCCAGAAGCAGUUCUACUACAAGAUGAUCACUUAAGACUGGCAGACUUUGGACAAAGCAGGUCAGUGGUAUAAUAAACAGUACUUAUUUAUCAAUUCUAAUACCUAUUUUGAACUUUAGACAUUUAAUACGGGGAAAAGUAACGGGUAAUAUAAAAGCAACACCUGAAUUCGUGUCCCCCGAAAUCGCCCAAGGCCAAACGGUCACACUGGCAGCUGAUAUGUGGAGUGCCGGAUCUCUAAUCUAUGUUCUGUAAGCCCUAUUUUCGUUGCCGAACAAUUUUUAGGUUAACUGGAGUGUCGCCGUUUUUGGGAGACAAUGAUCGAGAAACACUAGCUAAUAUAAACAAUGGAAACUACUUAUUGGAUUCAGAACCUUUUAAUGAGAUCAGCAAUGAAGCCAAAGACUUUCUUCAAAAAUUGUUAUUGUUGGAUCCAAGGUAAGAAAGUAGCAUUGUUACGGCAUCUAUCUGCUCGCAGUAAACGGAUGACAGUCGAUCAAGCACUCUCACACGAUUGGUUAGCUGAUCCAUCGCUAAGGGAUGCCAAACUGAGAACGGAUUGCCUACGGGAAUUUAAAUAUCACUACAAAUGGCUGGCAAGUGAUUAAAAUGCAUUAUCCGUUAAAGUCACAACAAACAGUAAACAUUAAAAUCGAACUUUAGGAACGACGGGUCUUUGUGCAGCAGACCCCCUCCGAUCAGCUCACACAAAUGUUAGAGUCCCCUCGCCGUGCCCUGGCUCAGAUCGAGAAAGUCAACGCGGCUGGCAGUUUGCCACAAAGGGCGGAGCCCUAUGUCAUCUACGAUUACAACGCGAUCAAGGAGCGUGAUGACGGGAUCCCCGAGUUUGUGCCGGGCACAAAUCCACAGCCCCGAUCCAUCCCCAAGCACAUUCAAGAACAGAUCCGACAGCAGAUUCAACGGCCGCCGCCGCCCUUCUACGACCCCCAAAGCAUGCCGCAGCCCGGCCAGGACCCGCGACAGCCUCCGCCGCCCGGGUCCGGUAUCCCGCCCAAUUUGCGGCCAGAAGAAAUCCUCGCCCAACUUGGAAUUGAUCCGAGAAAACUUCAGGGCUUCCAAGGCGCUCUUCCCCCACCCGAAUCGCCUCGCAGUCCGAACAGCCAAAGGAAGCGAUUAGAGCCUCAGGCAAAAGGCGAGACCCCCUCUCAACGCAGCAGCCCCAAACCUCAGCCACCGCCACCAACCGAAGAGGAAGAAAACCAACCGGUAGGUGCCAUAAAAUGUAGAAUUACCCUUCAGGUACCUCCAAUACAAUUGAUCCGAGGAGAAAACAGACAAAUCCAAUACGAACUGGCUACUCGAAACUUGUCAGACAUCUCAGAAGAGUGCUCGGUAGCCGGUUCUGUGGCCUCGUUGGAUGAUGUCCAAGAUAUUCCACCCAAGGUUUGAAACAUUCAUGUUUUAUAACACCUCGCUUCUUAACUCUAUCACUUCUGAAACUAUAUUUUAACAGUUGAAAAGCGCCUCUAUCUUAACAUAUAAUCAUUUCCAUUCUAUCGCUUUUUAGGACAAACAUGAGGCACACAGUCGGUCAACGACCCCCAGGGCCGAGUCCGACACCUCGACUCCCCUUGCUUCACCCACACUAACCAUUGAAUCCAACGAGCCUAACCCCAUCCAACAGUUCUUCGGGGAUCAUGAGAUUCCUCCGAUCCCCGAACUGAAUGACCCCAAGAUUCCAGUCGGGGCUCCCAUCUUUCUGGAAGAGCUCAACAAAGGUCAACCUUUGACAGUUCAACUACCCAUAAGAACCGGUGGAAAGAAGAGUCCGGCCUCUCUGAGUCCGGCUUCUAACAGAUCCACUGGCACCAAGAGUCCAAUACAAUAUUCUCCUGGACAGGAACAUCAGAUGGAAUGUGUGAUCGCUGUAAAAUACGGAAAACAACGGCGAAUUUUUGGAAUGGGCGAAGAAGCCAAAGAAUUGCAGGCCAAGGACGACGAUGAUGACGGAAAAGCAAAGUCAGCCACUGCUCAUAUCAAAAUACACGACGACGGAGAUUUGGAACGUCUCGUCAAGGUAAGGUCAAGAGAACGAGGGCAUCAUAUGGAUUUUAUGAUAUAACACGAGGACGAUCAUAAAAAUGCACAUGUUCUCCAUCUAGUAGAAAGCUCGGCCAAUCUGUUACUAACAUUAGUCCCUUCCCACGGUUCUAUCGCUAUGCUUUCUCGCUAUUUACAAGAUCUAGACCGAUUUAAGAGUAAUUUCAGGCUAGAAGUCCCCGUAUUUGUAGUAAGUACCCUCUAAAUGUGACUAAAUCAUUUAAUGUUUUGUCCGAAAACGAUAAAAACAACUUGUUUUUAACCCCCGCCUUCUAGGAUCCGUUGGCAGACCUUGAGAAAUAUCGUGUCAAAAAUUACUACAAAGACGAUGAUAUUGAUUUCGAGAGAAGAGAGAUGGAUGUGGACGAUUAUCCCUGGGAAUCCAACUACCAGAUCGGCCCAGAGACCCUUCUUUUGGCUACAAAAGGAGCCAACUUUAAUGCCCGAGUUCGGGAUUACCGCCGAAUGCUAUGGGGAGACGGAGCUCCCUUGGUCAGUCAAGGAAUUCUCGGAUUCAGGAAUCAGGAUAUCACGGUGCGAGAGAGAAGACGCUUCACAGAUCUCAUUAGAGAAGACCCUCAAAUCGCGAAGAGUGUGGAGAAAGUAGAUCGGGAGUUAGGACAGACCAUCAUGGGAAGUGUCAGAAGAAAUCGACCGGAAUUAAUAGUUCAAGAUGGCCAAACUACGGUCAGACCAGAUGGAUGUAAGUAUAAAACGGAAUAAGCCUUAGUUCCAGGUCAUCGUCCUAUCUUCAAGAAACGUCUUCAUGAUGUUUGUCUCAUCGAAGACGGCAAUAGCAUCAUUUUAGACUGCCAAGUCAUUGGAAAUCCUCGGCCUGAGGUCGCUUGGUAUCACCAAGGAAGUGCUCUUAAGGACGAUCAAAAGUUCAAGGCCAUCUAUGAAGGAAAUCUGGUCCGUUUAAUCAUCAACAAACCCAUGUUUGUCGACGGAGGAGAGUAUUCUUGUACAGCGACAAACGAGCUGGGAAGCGAUUCGACUUCCUGUAGAUUAAUCUCUGGAAGUAAGUAUCACAUUCCUAUUACUUUUACUGUAAUUCAGGCGAGCCCGGACGUCCAGGAAGACCCGAAGUGACCCUAGCUUCAGAUACCGAGGUGUUUAUCGUCUGGGAGCCACCAGAACACCGUCCCAGCAUGUUUGGCAUCUCUUAUCGCCUCGAGUCACGCCCAGCUGGUGACAAUGAUCACUUCGCUGUAUGGACUGUGAUCAGCGACAAGGUCGAGGCAGAGUUUGUGGUAGUUAAACACCUAUCACCCGGGGGCAUCUACCAAUUCCGAGUGACUGCGUGCAAUGGAUUUGGAUGGGGAGAACCAUCUUUAACAUCCAGAAUCAUUCGAACUCACACUCGAGGUGUCCCCAAAUUAAAUAUGGAUAUCCUGAGAAGAGAACAUCGCCUUCAAGUGGUAGCCAUGCCUCAAAAAAUGACCAAAGCAAAAUCCGGAUUAACCGAGAUUUGUGAGGAGGAAGAAGAAGAAGAGGAUAUGGAUGAGAAAGCGAGUUCAGUGAGCUCAGUCAACGAUGAGAACCUGAGCAUUCUGAAUGAAGAACCGACCAACAGAUUCGACCUUCUACAUGAGAUCUUCAGAGGGAAAUUCAGUUUAGUGAGAGAAGCGGCCGAUAAAAAUUCAGGAAAAAGAUGUUGUAUGAAGGUCAGACCCUUUGAUCAAACCGAAUUCGAUGCACUCUUGGCUAGUCAGCAUGAGAAUGUGGUCAAAUUGGUUGCUGGAUAUAAGAAGUAAGGAAGCUUUGACCAAUUUAUCUUGGUUUAGAUCAAACUGCCUUCUUCUCUUCACCGAAUCACUUGCCGAAAAUGUGUUUGAUCGAUUUGUGGCUACUGACCCUUACACAGAAGAGCAUAUUGCGUUGACUGUGAGACAAAUCUGCGCAGCUCUUCAUUGGAUACAUUUCAAAGGGUAGAUCUGACAAUAUUACUAACAGGGGAAGUACUCCAAGUGACGCCCAUAUUUUGAUGCUCUUUUUUGCAAACUUUAGCAUGAAACGUUUCAUGCCUAAUUCUACCCUAGAGGAGGUGUAAUGUUUCCACAAAAAAAGAUCAAUCCAACUGGCAAAUAUGACCAAAAAGUGUUUUUUCUGUGACCAGCCUCCGCGUGUUACAUACUCUCUCCGCCACAAAGAUCGUUGAAUAUUUCGACUGCGCCUGCAAAGCACGACCUAAAAUUUUCAGGAAUUGAUAUGUGCAAGAUCUAAAACAAAAUCUCAGCGUCGCACCUAGGUACUUCUCUUGCAAACCUAACAAAGAUGAUUUGAACUGUCUUUGCUUUCAGAGUUCUUCACCUGGAUGUACAACCAAAUAAUGUCAUGUUCGCGGAGAGACGCAGCUGGCUAGUUAAAUUAAUUGAUUUCGAUAGAGCUGGCAAGAUAGGAAACACCAAGGAGAUCAACCCGAAAACUCUGAAUCCAGAAUGGGCACCUCCAGAGAUUCUGAAAGGAGAGAAACCAACCACGGAGACAGACGUCUGGGGGAUGGGAAUCGUCUGCUUCUGCAUGUAAGUUGUCUGAAAUAAUAUCAAAUUAUUUUACGUUUCAGGUUAUCUAAAAUAAUAUCGGAACUUUGUCUGAUGUAAAAUAAACUUAAUUCUUACAGAUUGGCUGGUUUCCAUCCAUUCUCUAGCGAAGGGGACAAUGUGGAUACGAUCAGAAAUGCCGUUCUCACCGAGAAGUGUGAUCCCAAUCUGAUUCCGGUCCAGGCCAGUCAAGAAGCUCUCCGAUUCGCGACAUGGGCGUUGAAAAAAGAUCCAAGGUUCGUUGAAAAUAGCUUUAUUUUAUGGAAAAAGGUUCAUUUCGGCAUUUUUCCAAUCCAUUUUUUUGAUUAAAUGUCACUAUUGACUUUACGCUCUUUUCUAUUUUUAGACGUCGCAUGAGAACUGAAGAAGCUCUUGCCCACCGAUUCUUGGCCAACGAUGCGACGAUGGUCCGAAGAAGAGAAAAUAUCAAAUAUUCGAAUAGUCGUAUCCAACGCACUUCCUACCGAACAUUAUAUCGGAAACCGACUCAACUUUGGGAUGGAAAUGUGGAGAAGUUCGGAGAAGGACUUCAAAUGCCCCCUCCUCGAUCAGGAAUGCCUCUAAAUGGAGCCGCUCAAUUUGGAGGACUGGGCCCCACGGCCCCACUACAGAGAAACGGCAGUGCCGGUAGUGUUCCUGCACGUGCCCGGCCUCGAGAAGUCUGAUCUUGUACCACGUUCUCUACUAUUGUGAUCUAUGUGAAACCUGUGAAGCUUGCGUUACUUCCUUUUUCUCAGUUAUUUAGAUGUUUCUGAUUUCCCCACUCUUUAUUUCUCAUCAGUCUGUCGGGAAAAUAAUAUGGAUUUGCCGCAGCAAUAUCCUUGGCCUCCAAAUCUCCAGCAUCGCCUAGCCAUUGCAAAGCGAUGAUGGGCGACAUCAAGGCACAAUUAAUCCGCGUUAUUUUUCCAACAGGCUGAUAUUCUCCAUGCUCCAACAGUCAAUACCUUCCCCAUCUUCGGCCACAUUAAUCGUUCUGUCUGUAAAUAAAUUCAACGAUUCAAUGUUGUUGUUCUUGUUGUUGUCGUAGCUUUUUAAUUGUAGUAAAAAGUGAGAUUAGUGAAUAAAUUGUUAAUUUAAUUCUUGAGGAAAGGUCGGUGAUCUUUUUUAAGAUCAGUUGGUAGUCAAAAGAUUACGUUAAAGAAGAGUGCAAAGGCUGAUUCAGAAUUAUGUUCGUAGAGACUGUUGUCCUUAACACCUUAUCGAAGAGAUCCUCGAAUUGCAAACGCCGUGUUCACGUCAAAAUCAGGCCAAACCGAUCUUUCGACAGGUAUAAUAAUCUGAAAAUAAGUGCGGGGUUUUUGCAGCUGACGACUGUUUGAAGUGCGUGCCUGUUCCCUCUUCGACGCUAAGGGGAUCAAAGUGCCCGGGAAGCGGCAAAAGUGGCAAAAAAGCGCUGGUUCGAACGAAUCACGGCUAG